Cyclopterus lumpus (lumpfish) is the source of this 721-nucleotide messenger RNA. Its product is annotated as dickkopf-related protein 1-like. NCBI's taxonomy places the organism in Eukaryota, Metazoa, Chordata, Actinopteri, Perciformes, Cyclopteridae. Gene Ontology annotation, biological process: negative regulation of canonical Wnt signaling pathway. The transcript has 3 exons. Bases 164 to 721 code for a protein of 185 amino acids. Gene Ontology annotation, molecular function: co-receptor binding; receptor antagonist activity. The record is from RefSeq and is a predicted model, not a curated record.
UGUGGGACGUCAUCUCUCUCUCUCUCUCUCUCUCUAGCUCCAUCAGUGCAUCAGUGACCUGGAGUGCAGCGAGGGGAGCUACUGCCACGCCCCCUCUCAAGGCUCCGCCCACCCACGCUGUCACACCUGUCGCAGGAGGAAGAGGCGUUGCCACAGGGACGGGAUGUGUUGCCCGGGCAACCGCUGCAGCAACAACGUCUGCGUCCCCGACGAGGACGCCUUCACCUCUCAGAGGAUCCCGGACUCCUCUCAAGGGUGGAGGAAGAGAAGCAGGGCGGAGGUCAAAGGUCUGAUGGGGGACCCCUGUCUCCGCUCCGAUGACUGCUCUCGCGGUUUGUGCUGCGCCCGUCACUUCUGGACCCGCAUCUGCAAACCCGUGUUGCAGGGGGGACAGGUUUGCACGCGACACCGCCGCCGGAAGGGGACCCCCGGCCUGGAGCUGUUCCAGCGCUGCCCCUGCGGCGACGGGCUCCGCUGCCGCACGGUGCGGGACCCCGGACCCCGCUCUUCGUCUUCAAUGGCGGCGUCCUCGCGUCGCCACUCCUCGCCGCACACGUCGCCGCACACGUCGCCGCACUCCUCGCCGCACACGUCGCCGCACACGUCGCCGCACACGUCGCCGCACUCGUCGCCGCACACGUCGCCGCUGUCCUCGUCCUCGUCCUCGGUAAAGUCCUCCUCGUCUUCGAAGGCGAGACUUCACGUGUGCCAGAAAAACUGA